Monomorium pharaonis (pharaoh ant) is the source of this 1249-nucleotide messenger RNA. RefSeq lists its product as uncharacterized. The record is from RefSeq and is a predicted model, not a curated record. The transcript is spliced from 3 exons. Bases 170 to 895 code for a protein of 241 amino acids. NCBI's taxonomy places the organism in Eukaryota, Metazoa, Arthropoda, Insecta, Hymenoptera, Formicidae.
UUAAAGUAACUAUUGAGAAGUUUUUAAAGAAUUCCACUAAUAUCAAAACUUUAAUAUAAAAAAGUUUAAUUAGUUUACAUUACGGUUGAUUCAUCUUCGACGUACAUUAGUUAAAUUCAUUUUGAUGUAGUUUUGUGUGCUGUUUUGCAGGAAAAUCUUUGUUUGAAAAAUGUUUGCAAUAUUCUUUACUUUUAUGUUCGUGACAGCAUAUACCGCAGAUAAAAUACCCUCUUACAUUCAUCCGUGUGGUCGUAAAGAUCCCAACUACAGUCAAUGCUUUGCAGACAAUAUUGAUAGUGUAAAGAGUAAGAUUUGCACAGGAAUAAUGGAAUUGAAUCUUCCUCCGCAAGAGCCAUUAAUUGUUGACAAAAUAAUUAUUUAUGACAUGGUUAAUCUGAAAUUGAUUCUCAAAGACUCAAAAAUAAAAGGACUUUGCAAUCUUAAUAUAACUUCACACAACGCAUCUUCCGAUAGGCUUUAUCUCGAGUUUAGUUUCACAGUAAAAAAUCUUACCAUGGACUCCAUGUAUAACUUUGACUUACGUUUAUUGGUGUCACUUGCUAAUGAAGGACUAGUUCGCGUUACAUUAGAUAAAAUAGAUGGAAAGAUAAGUGUAGAUUUGGAAGAGAUAAUUAAGAAUGAUAAAAAACAAAUAUAUGUCUCAAAAGUAAAUACUAUUCUCAAAAUUAAAAAGUUUAACUAUGAGUUUGAUGAAACUGAGAAGAACUUGGCUCAAUUAUACGAAGUGAUUAAAAAAACCGUAGACGAAAACAACAAGGAAAUAAUUAAUAUUGUUAAGCAAAAAUUAGAAGGGGUAGUUUCCAAAUUAUUUAUUUUUGUUUUUAACACUGUAGUCCACAACAGAUUUGAGCAAUUAUUUCCCGAUGAAGCAUAAAAUGUGUCUGAAGUAUUCAUAUAAGUCCAAUCUUAUAUUUGGAACGUUUUAACCCAGCAAACACAAAAUUACAUGUAACGUGCUUGUUAGUUGUAAUUUCUCACUCAAUAAUAUAAUUGUAAUAUAAUACACGUGUUAUAUUACAAUUACAUUGUUGAGUGGGAAAUUACAACUAACAGAAACGUUACAUGUAACUUGGUGUUUGAUGGGAAGUUUAUUUUUAGAUACUGUAUUGAUUAUUUUAUUUACUAUAGAGUAUCUGAAGUAAACUUAAGACGAUCUCAUAUUUGAAAUUACAUGUAAAUAUUGGUCUAUAACUGAGCUUUUUCGUAAUAAAUCAUUUUGUGCAUUUUA